AACACAGAGGCAGUUUGAAUCUGAGUGUAUUUUAGCAAGGCUUUUUAUCCAGGAUUAAGCACAUCUUCUCAGAGUUUGCGUUCAGUGAAGCAGAUAAAUGACAUCAUCAUUACUAGGCUAAUAAAAUGAUAAAUCAAAAAAAUCAUUCAAGGCUAGCCAUAGCUAACCACCUAUUUUUAAGAUCAGGUUAAUAAAUUUUUAUGGUUAGUUAUUGUUUAACAUUUGUUACCUAGUUCACAACUGUUUGAUAUCUGUUGCCUAGUUCUUGUGAGUCUAUGAAAUAUUGAGCUAUUUUAGCUUUUUUCCUUAUGAAAAAGCUUUCUUUACCAAACAUUAAAACCACUCUCGAUCACACAUGUACAGCCAUAUGAAAUUUUAUUGUUGGGCAAGUUUUUAUUAAUAUUAUUACUAUUUACUUAUGUGAAUGAUUCAUAAAGCUCUGGUUUUCUUGGGGACAAGGUCAUGGUCAGUGACCAUGUCUCAGGGGACGGUUUCUCAUUUUUAUAUUUUGUUUAAAAUGUCAGCAUAGGCUUUCAGGAACAUUUUGUUCAUAUGAGAAAAGGGUUGAAGAACAGGAAUUGCCAUGAGAACUACAGCUCAUUUUUUUCCCCCUCUGGCCGAGAGUACCACAACCGUUUCCAGGAGACCUCCAUCUUUUGAAGUUAUCGCCUCAGUCUGUGGAACUUGUCACACAGAAUCUACUGGAUUUGGUGUGGCAGUCAAACAGUCCUCAGGAUCCAAAUAUCUAGGAGGCUGUGUGUGAGGGGGGUUGUGGGGGCUAGAGCUCCUUUGUGUUCAGUUUUGGCCCUAGGCCUGUUGCAUACAACAUAGUCUCUAGGAACUAAGGCUGGGGGAAGGGUUGAUUUGGAGUUUUAGCUCUUUAUCCAGCUAAUUCUUUUUGGAAAUGAAAUGUUUUGCUAAAAAUAACCAAGUACCUCUGAACAUUAAAAAAGAGAGAAAGAAACAACAACAACAACAAAAAAAAACAAACCAAAAAUUGCUUUGAAAGUUUGGUGCAAUCUGGUGUAAAUCCACAAUGUCUCCCAUGGUUCCGAUGGUGAGGGGCAGGGGGUGCAGAAGACCCCUAUCCCUUUAGAAAGAAAGACCUAGCAGCAACGUAAGCAAGUAAGCUCCUCUGAGUCACCCAUAGGGUCUUAGGUGCACAUGCGCAAAAGACUGCAGGGCUAGAAAGCCUAGCAUCUGGAUUACCUCACCAUCCUUGGGAGGUGACCCGGAAGCAGAUGUGCAUGGUAGGCGGUACCGGACUUUCAUUUCCGGUGCACAACAGCUCUGUAAAGUCGCUGCUGCUUCCCGUCCUUGUUUCCUGGGAAGUCAGUGGAAAUCGUGUGGCUGUUCCCACGGGCCCCAUGGCGGAGGGGGACGUCGGGAGCGACCAGAAACAGAGCGAGGAGAUUGAAGCAAUGGCAGCUAUUUACGGCGAGGAGUGGUGCGUCAUCGAUGAUCGUGCCAAAAUAUUUUGCAUUAGAAUCAGUGACGACAUCGACGACCCCAAGUGGACACUUUGCUUGCAGGUGAUGUUACCGAGUGAGUAUCCAGGUACAGCACCACCAGUUUACCAGUUGAAUGCUCCUUGGCUGAAAGGGCAAGAACGUGCAGACUUAUCAAACAGCCUUGAGGAAAUAUAUAUACAGAACAUUGGUGAAAGUAUCCUAUACCUGUGGGUGGAGAAAAUAAGAGAUGUUCUGAUACAGAAAGCGCAGGUAACAGAGCCAGAAGCAAAUAUUUUCGCUGCUGUGUUAAGUUCACAGAGGAGUGGAGAGAGAGUGGAGAGUGUUUUCUUUGACUUUUGGAUCCAUGUCCUGAUUUCACAGCAUUCAAAGCUUAUGAGAAACAUUCCAGAUGUAAAGAAAAAAACUAAAGAGAAAAAAGUUGAACGUGAUGUCAAUGUAGGACGUCGUCGUCCAGGAAAUUCAGCUAAAAAAUCAGACCGCAACGUCAGUGAACAUGUACCAGAAGUGGAAGAACUUCCUCCAAUUGAUCACGGCGUUCCCAUUACAGACCGAAGGAGCACUUUCCAGGCCCAUGUGGCCCCCGUAUCCUGCUUUAAGCAGGUGGAAAUGGUUCUUGCCAAAUUGUACGAGAACAAGAAGGUAGCCAGUGCCACCCACAAUGUCUAUGCCUACAGGAUAUUCUGUGAGGACAAGCAGACCUUCUUGCAGGACUGUGAGGAUGAUGGAGAAACAGCUGCUGGGGGCCGUCUUCUUCACCUCAUGGAGAUCUUGAAUGUGAAGAAUGUCAUUGUGGUGGUGUCACGUUGGUAUGGAGGAAUUCUGCUAGGACCUGAUCGGUUCAAACACAUCAACAACUGUGCCAGGAACAUACUGGUGGAGAGGAACUUCACACGUCCACCUGAGGAGUCAUCUAAGCAUCUGGGAAAGAAGAAAGUAAAAAAAGACAAGAAGAGGAAUGACCAUUAAUACUUGAAACUUUAUGAAAGGGUAAUUUUCGAGUCAUUCUGUACACAUUCCAUAGUUAACAAAUACACAAAAAUGGUCCACUUGAUAGCUCAAGUCAGCCAGUUCAUCAUGGACACCAGCAUCGUGUUUCCUUCCUUAGCUCCAUCAUUUAAGAAAUAGAGAAUUUAGGAUAUAGUCACAUGUGUUUCAGGCUUGUGUGGGAGAACUGAUGUGAGCUUAAUUGCCAUUUCAUAUAACUCGGAAGGUGACAGAUGCAGGGCAUAGUACCUGAGCUAACUGUCUAUUUCAGCUUGUGUCGAGUGCCUUUGUUUGACAGGGAAGAUGUAUAUUCAGAAGACUAUAAAUGCCUGAUUUCUUGUGAUAUAAAUUCUCAUACAGUUAAAUGACCGUGUGUUACUGCUCCCUAUAGCAUAUUAGAGUGGGAGCUCAUUGAAAAUUGAAUUCUUGGAGACUCUUUUCCUUGUGAUUUUACAAGUUUGCCACUUUUCAUUUUAUAGUGUUCAUCAUGGAGUAUUAGAUUAAGUGACAACAAUACAGGAGUAUCCAUCUGUGAUUGUGUGCCACAGUGGUAAUUUAACAUACUCGCUAGCCCAAGUGGCAUGAAUUCCUCAGUUUUGUUGCAAAUUGGUGUUUGUGAAAUUUGAGAUUUUGUAAGUCUCUGCCUUUUGUUGUUUAAUUCCUGUAAGGAAACACAGUGAGCAUCGAGUCUCAGUAGUUCUUCCAUCCUCUACGUGUGUUACUGUAACAUUACAGUGUCUCUGAACAAACCUUCCUGUGUUCUUCCUAUGUGUGUCAACGGGACACUUAGAGAGUAAGAUAGAAGUGGCAGAAUGCCCUGGUGCAGGGGAAAAUGGACUAGUUUGACGCACACUUGCAUCUGUGUUCUGGACAGAUUCUUUUAGUUCUGUGAUUUUUGUUGAGAGAUGGAGGGACAAAUCUUCUUAUUAGAAAAAAAUCUUUCCCCACAGAUUCUUGGCAAAUCUCCCAUUCUAACAGUGUCUCUUUAUUUACUUUUUACCUGCAUACUACUUGUAAGGAAAAAGACAAUGUUUCCCUUUGAGAUGUAGGUAAGUUGUACACUGUUAUCGUUCAGAUAUGAUGCCAACUUUUACUAGGUUGAUCAAGUGAUCACAGGCUUGUUUGACUUCCCUCCCAAGGAAGGGACCAGAAGUUAGGAAACAGCUUUGGGAUGGCGCUACAGCGUGGAGCAUAUGAGGUUGGGCAGAUGUUUUUCUCUAACCUUUAACCCUGAAAGAUCCACAUCCUCACUUGGUAUUUUAAAUAGGAAUCCAGGAGCCAGCUUUACACUAGAGUGGGUUCUGAGACAGAAGUCUUAUUUUCAACAUUAUUUAAUGUUGUAAGUUAUUGAGAAUUAUAGGAUGACCUAUAUGUGUGUAUUUGGAGCACUUACCUCUGUUUCCAUGAAAUGCUGAGUAUAUCCUAUGUAUUAACUAUUAAUGGAAUUUAGACAUUAUUUGCUAAAGACAAUUUCAUAGUCUUGACAUUUCAGACUGUGAAAAGCGAUAAAAGCAUUAAGAUUUAUGCUGUAGGAAGAAGGAGUAAUUUUUCCCAGCACACUGAUUUCUUUCCUGGUGUUUUGUCCAAAAUAUAUUAGUGUUUACAGAGGACAAAACAUUUUUUGUAACUCUGAUCUUAUUUUCCUUCACUUAAAAAUGUUAUGUUUUCCAAGAUUACUAACCACAUUUUGUGGGUUGAGAUCCUUAACCUUCUUUACUGCAGGUGGGAGGAAAGAUCCCAAAUUCUCCAGUUCUAACUCCUGAAAUUACAUAUUUCACACUUACCACCAAUGCAAAAUAAUGGUAGCAUAUUUUUCUCUACUAAGAUAGAGAAAAAUCAUAUGUAGAGAAUUUUCUAGUUCUCCAAAUAUUAACUUUCUAUAGCCAGGCAGAGUCUGUUGUGGUGUUCUCUGUAUUAGUUCAAGUGUUGUUCACAUGCUGGUAUAUAAAAGCAAGUAGCAUCUACUUUGAUGAGCACAGCAGUAGCUGCAUGAAGGAGGCGCCUAUAAUGCAAGACAGGCUGUUGGAAGGAAAUUCUUUCAAACCAAUCACAGAAUAGAUGAAGCAGAUACUGUGUGCAGGGCAGGUUGAGUGUAGUGUGAAAUUGUAACCAUAUCCAGUCCACUAAAGAGAUAACCGUAAAUGGUGUAUACAGUUCUUAUUUUUUCUUAUGCAUGAUUUUGUAUAUAUGGCUAUUUUCUUUCCAUAAAGUGGUAUUAAACUAUAUAUACUGUUUUUUAUCCUACACAUUUCAUAUAGAAGUAUAUUGUUAACAUUUUCCCAUUAUCAAUAAAUAUUCUUCUAUGGCUUAA
This is a messenger RNA of Mesocricetus auratus (golden hamster), 4767 nucleotides long. It is a transcript of the gene Impact, whose product is annotated as impact RWD domain protein. The transcript is spliced from 12 exons. Lineage: Eukaryota; Metazoa; Chordata; Mammalia; Rodentia; Cricetidae. The record is from RefSeq and is a predicted model, not a curated record. Gene Ontology annotation, biological process: regulation of translational initiation. Gene Ontology annotation, cellular component: cytoplasm. Bases 1242 to 2438 code for a protein of 398 amino acids. Gene Ontology annotation, molecular function: protein binding.